GCUGUUUUCCUAAUUAGAUCAUGGUAAGUCGAUAAGCAAAGCUGAAAUGAGUCUCCAUAUUUGGAGAUGAUCUAUGAGCGUGUUUUUUGUCACUAAGGGUACUUCUUCUUUUGGUAAGAGACACACAAAGACGCACACCAUCUGCAGAAGAUGCGGUCGUCGUGCCUUCCACAUUCAGAAGAGCCGCUGCGGUUCUUGCGGAUAUCCUGAUGCUAAGAUGCGUCACUACAACUGGGCUCUGAAGAGUUCUCGUCGCCGAGGUCAGGGAACCGGUCGCAUGAGCUACCUGAAGACUAUGACUCGCCGUUUCAAGAACGGAUUCAGAGAGGGAACCGAAGCUGUUGCUCGCAAGAACUAAAUUGGUUUGUUACCGAAAGCAGCAUUAUGGAUUGUUUGUUA
Blastocystis hominis is the source of this 399-nucleotide messenger RNA. RefSeq lists its product as hypothetical. The record is from RefSeq and is a predicted model, not a curated record. Gene Ontology annotation, biological process: translation. The transcript has 3 exons. Gene Ontology annotation, molecular function: structural constituent of ribosome; RNA binding. Lineage: Eukaryota; Bigyra; Opalinata; Blastocystidae. Gene Ontology annotation, cellular component: cytosolic large ribosomal subunit; ribosome. The coding region runs from base 74 to 358 and encodes 94 amino acids.